CCUGACUGACACAAGGGGCUGUGGGUUUGGGGUGGCCCACGAUGGCUGUGAGCGAGCCAGGAAGGUGCCACCUCGACCCGGCCACGCCGCGGCGCAGGAUUUAAGCGGGCGGCUUCCUCCGCUCUGAGCGUUCACUGUGUGAUCCCCCCCACACACACACAAGGCACUGAUAGGCACUAUUGUUAUUAAUAACAACAGAUGCGUUCUUCUUGGUGUGGUGAGAGCGAGCGUGACGCUUGCGGCCAACACGAUCCGGUGAUGUCGGCUUCUGCUCGGGCCGCGCUCAGCUGCGCGUUGGUGGCGAUCGCUCUGGGGCUCUGUGUAUGCAGUGAAGCAACUCAAAAUGAUGCUUCAUCAAGUAAAGUUUCCACUGGCCAAGCCACAGACUUGCGGAACAUUGUGAUAGUUAUCCACAGUCAAAGUAGCCAUUACAAUGCGCUGGCCGCUGGAAGACUCGAAGAGGACUUCUUACAGCAAGCGCAAAAACUUCAACAGGUUCCCCCUACCAUUGUUCUGCUGCACAAAGUGGAUGAGGUGGCAGGAGCUUGGACCAUUUUCCCAGCACUUCCCAGGCUCCUGUCCACACACGGAGGCUCAGCGACCUGGUGGUUCUUCUGCGAAGAAGAGACGAGGGUGGACUUGGAGAGGCUAAGACGGUUGUUGGGUCGCUAUGACCACAGCAAGCCGUGGUUCCUGGGCCGUGCCUUGCAUGACGUGAGCGCCACCAUAAUCCACAAUUUCGCGUUUCACGAGGACCCCACGUCCUUCCACUACCCACUCUUCUCGUCCGGAUGGGCUCUCAGCCAGCCUCUCCUCGCAAGCAUCGUGCAGAGGUGGACGCGGGAGUCACGCAGAGCGGAUUUCACCAUUGACCUCAAACAUGAAAUUGCCUUGUACAUCUGGAAUAAAGGACAAGGGACCAAGCUGACCCCCACCCCAGAAUUUUGCAUCCGUGACGCCGAGGCCCAGUCAGGAGGCACGUGUGCCACCACUGUCUACACGGACCCUCCGCAAUGCGGGGAGCCAGUGGAAGACGACAAGAUUUUCUUUGCUAUCAAGACUUGUCACAAGUUUUACAUUGACAGAGUGCCAGUGUUGAAGAGGACCUGGGGGACUUGGGCGUCUCGUCUCACGUUUUACAGCGACACGCUCGACGCAGACAUCCCCACCGUCGACUUAGGGGUGCCCAACACUGAGAGGGGUCAUUGCGCCAAGACGUUUGCGAUUUUGGAGAGAUUCAACUCCGAUCCGACGUUUGAGCGCACGCCAUGGCUUGUGAUUGCCGAUGACGACAGCCUCCUCAGUGUGCCCAGAUUGCAGAAGCUGCUCAGCUGCUAUGAUCCAACUGAGCCCGUGUACCUGGGGGAGCGCUACGGCUAUGGGCUACUGACUGGUGGUGGCUACAGCUACAUAACUGGCGGUGGCGGAAUGGUGUUCAGCCGCGAAGCAGUGAAAAAGCUGAUGGGCGGUGGCUGCAAGUGCUACAGCGAUGAUGCUCCGGAUGACAUGGUGCUGGGCAUGUGCUUCAAGAGCCUGGCAAUUCCUGCCACUCACAGCCCACAGUUCCACCAGGCACGGCCGGAGGACUAUCCGCUCGACUAUCUCACAAGCCAUUCCCCAGUCUCCUUCCACAAGCAUUGGAACACGGAUCCCUACCACAUUUACGAGCGCUGGCUGGCCGGGGAUGAUCGCACAAGCAGCGAAGGCCGCGUCAUCGGGCACAGAGAACUGUAGUGGCCGGUCACAGCCUACACUGAGAAGGCAACAGGGCUCCAUCUCGCCCAUUCACCAGAUUUCGUGGAAAAAAAAGUCCGAGAGUCUUUCGCACCUCCGAUGAGCACGGUUGGCUACGUACGGAAGAAGCUCAACAUACGUACUUGCAAGAGUGAAGGUGUCUUGAUGCUAAUAUCUUUGUUGGUGGCCUUGCUAUUUGUGGCAAUUCCACAUUCUUACGUUGGUGGCCAGUAGAUGCAUAAGAGGUGAAAUAGGAUCUGUGUCGACUGCCUACAAAGUGGUGCAUAAUUUAUUGACCUCGAAGGCAUGGUGUUAGUGACUAGUGUACUUGUUAUAAAUGUGUUAUUAAUCAUUGUUUCGUACGUAGUUAACUGACAUCAAGUGAGUGCUGAAUCUAUUGUAAUUCAUGAAACAAUAUGAAUGGACCUAGUGGGCAAGCCUGUUCCAUGGACAACUCCCCUCCCCAAUGGCUUGUAUGAUUUUCAUGGGUUCGAGUCACAUCCUGGGCUAUUAUCAAAAAUGGAAAAGUGGAUGAGCAGCACCGGCGACUUACAAGCUUAGUUAUCGAGUCGUGGGUUAACAUUGCUCGAGAUUUUGUGCUUGUUCACAUAAACCGCUUAACAUUAGGAUGCAGCUGAAACUUGCUGAAGCAGUCUCGGAAGACUUAUCUGGACAUGGGUACACAAACAAAGAUAAAUACCAUCAAAAACGUAAAUACCAUGGAUAGAUUUGCCUCUUUUAUAUAUGGGCAUCUAUGUAGGUGUGUUAUCACAGUUGAUUGCUUGUUCUAUGAAAAGUUAUGUUAUUAAGUUUUUCUUGGAUUCGUGUACGGUAACCUACACAUUGAAACAAUGCACACAGCAGACCUGGAGUCAAUUGCAAAUACAAUUGCAUCAGCAGAGCUAAUACUCGAUUUGAAGCUUUCGUGACUGCAGGAAUCCAUACUCUUUGGUUCUUUCGGUAAAGUCAGUGCUGGCUGGCCAUGUGGCCAGAAGCAGUACUUAACUCAGCUCACUUGGUUUCUCUAAUCGAAGACAUUUCACUGUCUCCAGAUGAUUUGCUUGUCAGCUUCGAUGUAGUCUCUCUGUUCACCAAGGUACCUGUACCUGACACCAUAGCAAUCAUUGAAAACUUUGUCCAAUAGAGACUGGAUCUUGAUGUACCAAAUUUGGUGAGGCACUGCCUUACCAACACUUCAUCUGGAAUGGUACAUUCUACAAACAAAAUGAAGGUACCCCUAUGGGUUCUCUCUUAUCACCAGUGGUAGCAAAUGUGUUCAUGGAGAAAUUUGAAACAGAUGCCAUCCAGACAUCCACCCUACGUCCUUCCCUGUGGAAGAGGUACGGAGAUGAUACUUUCGUCAUCUGGCCACAUGGCCAGCCAGCACUGAACCAAUUUUUUCAACCACAUCAAUUCCAUACAUCCAUCUAUCAAAUUCACCAUGGAAGUGGAAAAUGAUGGCAAGCUACCAUUCCUGGAUGAUUUGAUCGAGAAGAGGCCUCAAGGCUCGUUGGGAUAUUCUUCCUGGUUCAGCAGUUCCACUGCUGGAUUAUUUUUUCCGCCCGAGAACGACCGCUUGUGUUGCGAUCAAAACGGAGUGAUGUAUUAUUUUUUAUUUUGUUUAAUUUUUCUACCUACGUGACUUUACCGAAAGAACCAAAUAAUAGAGAUAAUACUAUUCACUUUGGCGGUUUGGAUUUAGACUUAAAAUCUAAACAAUUGCAACGGAUUACAAUUGACCCCAGGUCUGCCAGAGAAAACAAAUGAUGGUCAAUACACGUUUUGUGAUGUUAACGAAAAUGAAAAGAAAGGUUACAUCCUGGUGAGAUGAAUACAUAUCUCACCAGGAUGAUAUCAGGAAAAACGGAACAAAUAAACGGUAUCCAUGAUUUGUGCAAAACGAGCCGUGGCAGUUAGAGAUCCACUGAAGGCACUGAGGACCAUUCCUGGCGUCUUUUUUUCUAGAAUUUAUGUUGGAGCAUGACCGUAGUUAAUGGUGGAAAAACCUUUACAAACACCGUCUUGCUGUUGGUGGGCCGCUGAAUGACCCAUUAUUCGUUGUCUGUGAUCUUCGUGAGCAGUUUAUGUGCGUGUGACAAAAUGGAUAACCGGUCCGUGAUUUUUCAAAUAAAUGUUUCGUCUCUUUCGUUCAAAAGAUUGAGACGUCAUUGGACGAUUGAGUUUUUUUUUGUGUAGACAUUAAACUGACGCUUUUUUUCUUCUUUUAUGAAGUUUGUUAUUCCAUUUCCACCAGGAGCUCUGCUUCUUUGCCCACUGCAGAUAGCAGUGGUCACCUCCCAAAGGGCCACAUCUGGAACAUCGUUCUCAUGUAAAUGCUAAAUCAUGUAAACUUUUCAUAUUCACAUUGACACCAGGAUAUACUUAUUUGAUACCUUGUUUCAUGUAUGUAUAUCUCUUACCUUUGUUUUUUUUCCACUGUUUUCUUCUUUUGGGGGUUUAAAAAUAAAAUCGUCAAUUACA
Messenger RNA from Lethenteron reissneri (Far Eastern brook lamprey), 4215 nucleotides. It is a transcript of the gene B3GLCT, whose product is annotated as beta 3-glucosyltransferase. The record is from RefSeq and is a predicted model, not a curated record. Lineage: Eukaryota; Metazoa; Chordata; Hyperoartia; Petromyzontiformes; Petromyzontidae. Gene Ontology annotation, cellular component: membrane. Gene Ontology annotation, molecular function: glycosyltransferase activity.